AUGUUGAUCAUAGGUAGGAGGACUAGUGAAUCUGAAACGAUGAAGUGUGAAAUAAAAACAAAAUUGCACACCAAAAUGAUCUUGGACAAAUGUAAAACCGUGUUAAUUUUAUCGAGUGUUGUGUGUACUUUGGCUGUAGUGAUAUCGUUGCACAAAUUGUUGAGUUAUGAUGUCAAAUUCACAAAACCUUUCGCGCCCAUACCAGCUGGUCUGUAUGGCAAUCAUUUGGAACCAUUUGAAGAUCAAAACCAGCUUCCUGCCAGCCCUAAGAGGCAAGACACGGCUCGCGAUGCCGAGGCGGUUGUUUCGUUAAAUGCUGCUCUUGAAAUGAAGAAGAAUGGCAAAGCAGAUAAAGCUUUAAAACUAUUCCAACAUGCCUUUGCCCUAUCUCCGAAACAUGCUGACAUAUUGAACCACUAUGGAGAGUUUUUGGAAGACACCAAGAAAGAUGUUGUCAAAGCUGACCAACUUUAUACCCUAGCACUAUCAAAUUUCCCAGAUCACACAGGUGCAUUGAUGAAUCGACAGCGUACAGCUAGUAUAGUUGAGAAUUUAGAUAGAGAAAUGUUGAAAAAGAUUGAUGAAAAACGAGAUGCACUUUCGUCAAUACCAGAGAACAAUGCUGCUCUAAGAAGAGCAAAGAAAGAGGCUUAUUUCCAACACAUAUACCAUACAGUUGGUAUAGAAGGCAAUACUAUGUCUUUAUCACAGACUAGAAGUAUUUUAGAGACAAGGAUAGCAGUUGCAGGGAAGAGCAUAGAUGAGCAUAAUGAAAUUUUAGGCUUAGACGCAGCAAUGAAGUACAUCAAUCAAACAUUGCUGUAUCGUUUGAGAGACAUCACUAUGGGAGACAUUUUAGAAAUCCACAAAAGGGUGUUGGGUCAUGUAGACCCAAUCGAAGGUGGUCAUUUUAGGAGAACUCAGGUGUACGUGGGUGGUCACAUACCACCAGGUCCCUCGGAAAUACAGAGGCUAAUGACACAGUUUUUAGAAUGGUUGAACUCUGAAGAUGCAAUGGAACUGCAUCCCGUAAGAUACGCAGCGCUAGUGCACUACAAGUUAGUCCACAUCCACCCGUUCGUGGACGGCAACGGGCGCACGUCGCGGCUUCUCAUGAACUUGCUACUCAUGCAGGCCGGCUUCCCGCCCGUCAUCAUCGCCAAACAGCACCGCCAUCUUUACUACCAGCAUCUACAGACCGCUAACGAGGGAGAUGUCAGGCCGUUUGUCAGGUGAGCUCAUACUACCAACACUCUACCAGGGUCGG
Ostrinia furnacalis (Asian corn borer) is the source of this 1267-nucleotide messenger RNA. RefSeq names its product FIC domain protein adenylyltransferase (gene Fic). The record is from RefSeq and is a predicted model, not a curated record. Lineage: Eukaryota; Metazoa; Arthropoda; Insecta; Lepidoptera; Crambidae. The transcript has 2 exons. The coding region runs from base 1 to 1236 and encodes 411 amino acids. Gene Ontology annotation, molecular function: protein binding.